AUGCCCCCUUUCCAGAAUCUAGCACCUUUCGGCUCCUCGAGACCAACGCUGGUCACGGCUCUGCACUCCCAAGUCCGUCAAGAGGCAGAGUAUAUUCAGGAUCGUAUAAGUGCCGCAGAGUGCCUUGACAGAAAGUUGACUGCAGAGAUAGCAAAGGCACAAGCGAAACUAGGGGAAGUGCGGAAAACUGAGGGUUCCCGGGAGUUGGCCAAGUCUUUGAAAAGGAUCAUCAGAAAGAAGAGAUCACGCCUGAACAGAUGCGUGAAGAAUCGACAGGCUUUCGAGGCCAGACUGGCCACUAUCUUUGCAGACAUGGAAAGAAUGGAACAACGUCAAUGGCGCCACAGCUCUCCUAACCUCCACAAUUUUGGAAUGUCGUUCACUGGGGACAAAUUGCCCAGCUGGACCGCACACUUGUCCGGCCCUUCUGCGCAGACUCUCAACGCUCCAACGCUUCAAACGCAAUACAUUCAAUUGCCACAACCCCUGAAUCACUCUGUUUCGAUUCAUGUUCCCCAGACACCAGUCAUACGCCCAACACAGUCAGGAUUCGGGCAUACACCCCAGGAAUACUACGGGGUUGCUGAAGCUGGCAGUGGACCCGGAAUCAGCCCUACUGAUACAGUUUCUCCUUACGAAUUGAGUUCCCCGAAAGGCCUUCCCGUCACUUACAUUCCUGCUGCCCACCAAGUCCACGUGCUUGACGCGAUGAAUCAGAUGCACAUCUCUCAGCCACAUGAAUCCUACGUACAGACUUCGAGCAUACCGACCACAGCGAUCGGGCAGAAUAUUGAUUUGUUGCAGCGUCCCAGCAUGCUUGAUCACCAGAGUGCGGCGUUUCGACUCGAGAGAGCAGCCAGAAAGCGCAAAGGCCAGCGGUCCUGCUAG
Cladophialophora immunda is the source of this 888-nucleotide messenger RNA. RefSeq lists its product as uncharacterized. Lineage: Eukaryota; Fungi; Ascomycota; Eurotiomycetes; Chaetothyriales; Herpotrichiellaceae. The transcript has a single exon. The record is from RefSeq and is a predicted model, not a curated record. The coding region runs from base 1 to 888 and encodes 295 amino acids.